Messenger RNA from Striga asiatica, 3210 nucleotides. The record is from the annotation of a GenBank genome assembly. Lineage: Eukaryota; Viridiplantae; Streptophyta; Magnoliopsida; Lamiales; Orobanchaceae.
UUCUUCUUCUUUUUUUUUUUUUAAAUCUGCUCUGUUAUGUUGAUUUUGCACCUAUUUUUGCUACUGUUCUUGGGGUGUUCUCAGGUAAUUUUGCUCUCAACCCAUAUGAGACUUUGACAUACAUUAUUUAGUUCACUCUCAGCAUUUUCUGUUUCCUUUAUUCAUUUCCUGAAGUUUUAUAUCAUUCAUCCUUUCUUGGCUGUAAGCUGUAGCUGGGAUAUGCAAUUUAUAGUUCAGAGAUCCAUUUUUUUUCGUGGGUUUUGGUCAGAUAUUAUUCUCCUUACUAGAUUCUUGUAGGAUGAAAUAGAUCAUUGCUUGCUAUUUCCCAAAUAUUCGAUCUUUCAGUGCCUAGUGUAUCUAUAUCUUAGACAAACCAAGACUUCCCUUGAAAUUUAUGAAUCUUUGAAGACCUAAAUAUUUCUCCCCUGUUCUUGAAAGACUCUCUUCUUGUUUUGUAUAUUUAGGGCAGUUUUUAUGAGAUGUAUCUUCAGCUGGGAUCUUAUGUAAUGCAUGAAUAAGAAAUACUAAUCAUGGAUGAAGAUGGUUCCUUCACUCUUAACUCCAUGCCCCAAACCCCACAGACCGAUUUCGAUCUCAUGGAUGAACUCUUGUACGACGGAUUUUGGUUAGAAGCUACUGAUGGAUAUGACUUUUGUCCAAAUAUAGACAGUGAUUUCACAAAUCCACAACAAGGGAGCUUCCCAAAACUUACGGUAAAAUCGAAUUUUUCUACCGAGGCUACUCUUAAUAAUAAUGUAGAAAUGGAUGAGUUUUUUUCACCUCAAUCUCAAGACCAAGAAGAUGACUCCCCAUUAGCAACUCAAUCCACAAAGUUAUGGUUUGGGCCAAACAAGAACUCAAUCGGCCAUAUACCCGUGAAGAAGAGAUUAAUGCAGGCUAUGGAUUGCCUCAAAGAGUCCCUAAUCGAUAAAGAUAUCCUAGUCCAGAUAUGGAUUCCAGUAAAUAGAGGAGGCCGGCAAGUGCUCACGACUAACGACCAGCCGUUCUCACUAAAUCCACACUGCAAAAAUCUCGCAGUCUAUCGAAAUGUAUCCGAAAACUAUCACUUUUCGGCUGAUAAGGACGCGAAGGAGUUUUUCGGGCUGCCAGGUCGUGUUUUCUUGAACAGGUUUCCCGAUUGGACUCCGGAUGUUCGGUUUUUCAAAAGGGAAGAGUAUCCGCGUGUCAAGCAUGCACAGCAGCAUGAUGUUAGGGGUUCGAUUGCCCUCCCGGUUUUCGAGCAUGGCAGUGGCGUUUGCUUGGGGGUUGUUGAGAUUGUGACGACCAGUCAAAAAGUCGAUUUUAGCCCUGAGCUCGAGAGUGUCUGCAAAGCUCUAGAGGCUGUUAACUUGAAAAGUUCCGAAAUUUCGAUUCCUUCCAAUGUAAAGGAUCCAAAUGAACCGUUCCAAGAUUUUGUACUCGAGGUACAAAAUGUCUUAAAAUAUAUUUGUGACACGCAUAAACUGCCUUUGGCCCAGACAUGGGUCCCAUGCUCUCAGCAACACAAAGGAAUCUGCCGAAAGUCGAACGAGAAUCUCGCGUGUUGCAUAUCAAUACUCGACUCAGCUUGCUAUAUUGCCGAUGAACACGUUUUGGGCUUUCACGAGGCGUGUUCAGGUUACCACUUGCUCAAGAGCGAGGGUAUUGUUGGAAAAGCUUUCACGUCUAACCGAAUGUGUUUUGCAGAGGACAUAAGGACAUAUAGCAAAACCGAAUAUCCUCUAGCACACCACGCGAGGAUUUUUAACUUAUGUGCUUCUGGGGCAAUACGCGUGAGGAGGAGCGCAAAAGAUGAAAGAAUAUGUGAUUUUGUUUUGGAGUUUUUUCUAAAUCAAGAAAAUGGUGAUGCUCAAAAAGUGAUGCUCGACUCGUUUUCUAGUGUCGUGCUAGAAAAGUGCCGGAGCUUGCGAGUAAUUACUGACGAGGAGUUGGCUCGAGAAACUUUUUUGUUUGGUGAAAAUGAUAUGAAUUUGGACUGGAUUGUGAAUGGGAUGGAUUCAGAGGAGAAGGGUAAAGGGUUGUUUAGUGUUUCGUUAGCUGAUCACGAGGAGAAAUCAGAAGAAGAAUGUAAUACAUGGAAUAAAUAUAAAACUAGCGGUAGAAAUAAACGGGCAAAGAUGAAGAACACUAUUACACUGGAAGUACUUAGGCAGCAUUAUGGUGGGAGCUUAAAAGAAGCUGCUAUGAACAUUGGAGUGUGCCCAACUACCUUGAAAAGAAUAUGCAGACAGCACGGGAUUACUCGUUGGCCUUCCAGAAAGAUCAAGAAAGUCGGCCAUUCAUUGAAGAAACUUCAAGUCGUGAUUGAUUCAGUCGAGGGAGCUCACAGUUCGAUUCAGCUUGAUUCGUUCUAUAACAACUUUCCGCAACUUAUCUCCUCAAAUCCACCAGAAAGCUCCAAUUUUUCGACACCAAACAUAACCACUGUUCCAAUAUCAACCUCGAGUUCCAGUUACUGUUUGUCUAAUGGCUUACAGAAAGGAGAAAGGCUAAAGAGAGCGCAAAGUGAAGCAAAAUUGCACGAGAACACCCGAGAUCGAACAAAGCAGAUUCUUAUCAGGUCAAAUAGCCAUAAGAAUUUACGAGAAUAUUCACCUGUUGAAACUCGACCUGUGACGAAAAAUAACAUUAUUGCACAAAAUGUGGCUACUACUAUUCGAGUAAAAGCUUCUUUAGGGGAUGAAAAUGUUCGGUUCAAGCUGAAACCGAUGUGGGAUUUUAAGGAUUUGCAGGAAGAGGUGUUUAGGCGUUUCGAAAUUGGAAAUGGCAGUUUGAAAUAUCUUGAUGAUGAUGCUGAGUGGGUUCUUUUGGCUUGCGAUGAAGAUCUUGAAGAGUGUAUCGAUAUACACAGAUCGUUCAAUAUGCAAACAGUUAGACUGUCGGUUAGUCAACCGCAGCUCGGGAGUUCUUUGCCGUGAAAAGAAAUUUAUCGUUUUCCUUCUGAAGUUGCUGAUUGUAAAUAUUAGAAACCAUUUUGUUCUUCGAUGGUAAAGACAAUUGCUCGAUUUUAGUUUUUAGUUAUGUUAGUGUUACAGGUUUUGGACUAAAGCUUACACCUUUGAUUCAAGGGGCAAAAACUCUGCAGUCACAUUGUACUAUGCUGUUAUUAUCCUGUCAGUCCAACAAUCUUUGGCAAAUUGCAGGUAAAUAUUGCGACUAUUAAUGAAAGUUGUAAACAUUUUUUGUCUUGGUAAAAAAUAUCCACAAACA